Iphiclides podalirius (scarce swallowtail) is the source of this 561-nucleotide messenger RNA. NCBI's taxonomy places the organism in Eukaryota, Metazoa, Arthropoda, Insecta, Lepidoptera, Papilionidae. The record is from the annotation of a GenBank genome assembly.
AUGUUAAGAAAUGCUUUAAUAAGUUUACCACGAGCAAAUUUUCAGAUAAUUGUUAUAAGGAAUGUACAGAAACGAUACCCUAAAGUUGACAAAAAGUUACAGGCUGCUGCUGAAUCUUUAGCCGCAAGAGGAUUUCUACGACCAAAUAAACCCUGGGAACCCCCAGCAAAUAUAAAUGAAACCAUCCUUAAAAUUUGUGUAGACCAUGGUCUUAAGUCCGAUUCAGAGUUUGAAAGUCUUGAUGUUAAAUUUAAUGUCUUGAAAGCAUGUUUUGAUGAAACUGGAUAUGGUGUUCCAAAUUCUCUACUGCACACUAUAGAAUGUGUUGAGGACCUACAGGUAUUUUAUGAAACACCUGUUAAUGUCUUAACUCCAUUUGAUGCUUUAAAGAAGAUGGAAUUACCAAAGAAUUUGCAUGUACAAGAAGAUUAUGUUCGCUUUCAUCCUGACAAAGAUACCUUAUUCAAUGGACUGUCUGCAUACCCCAAGAGCUCUACCAUUGUUUCUGGCUUGAAGACGAGAAAGAAGUAUGAAGGUUAUUCUGCCAAGACUACCUGGCCC